This is a messenger RNA of Zasmidium cellare ATCC 36951, 3324 nucleotides long. RefSeq lists its product as uncharacterized. The transcript has 3 exons. The coding region runs from base 1 to 3324 and encodes 1107 amino acids. Gene Ontology annotation, biological process: mRNA 3'-end processing by stem-loop binding and cleavage. Gene Ontology annotation, molecular function: RNA binding. Lineage: Eukaryota; Fungi; Ascomycota; Dothideomycetes; Mycosphaerellales; Mycosphaerellaceae. The record is from RefSeq and is a predicted model, not a curated record. Gene Ontology annotation, cellular component: mRNA cleavage and polyadenylation specificity factor complex.
AUGUUCAACUUCACGCCGCUGCUAGGCGCCCAGUCCGACUCGCCCGCAUCUCAAUCCCUCCUCGAGCUCGAUGGCAACGUCAAGGUGCUGGUCGAUGUGGGCUGGGACGAGACGUUCGACGCCGAGAAGCUGCAGGCGCUGGAGAAGCACGUCUCGACGCUGUCCUUCGUCCUCCUGACCCAUCCGAACAUCGACCACAUCGGCGCAUACGCCCAUUGCUGCAAGCACAUCCCUCUCUUCGCCAAAGUCCCCGUCUAUGCCACCACCCCCGUCAUCAACCUGGGACGCACUCUCCUCGCCGAUCUCUACGCCUCGUCACCUCUCGCCGCCUCAAUCGUGCCCAUAUCCGCCAUCAGCUCGUCGCCAGUAGCUGCACGACCCGAAUCAAGCCCCAAUCUGCUCUACACGCCCCCCACCCCCGAUGAGAUCGCGACCUACUUCAAUCUGGUCUAUCCACUGAAGUACAGUCAACCUCAUCAGCCGAUUCCAUCAUCAUGGUCGCCACCACUGGGCAACCUUACGAUCACCGCGUACAGCGCUGGUCACACACCCGGAGGUACAAUAUGGCACAUCCAGCACAGCUUGGAGAGUAUCGUCUAUGCUGCAGACUGGAAUCAAGGUCGCGAGAACCUGCUAUCCGGGGCAGCGUGGAUGGGCAGUGCUAGCGAGAUCAUCGAGCCUCUGCGGAGGCCGACUGCUUUGAUAUGCAGCUCAAAGGGCGUACAAAAGACGGAUACACUGCCAAGGAAGAAGAGAGAUGAGACACUCAUUAGUCUUAUCAGAGAGACCAUCGCUCAAGGCGGUAAAGUCUUGAUACCGACAGACUCCUCUGCACGCGUCUUGGAGCUGGGUUUCAUCUUGAACCACACCUGGCGCGAGAAUAUCAGUGGACCGCACGGAGAUACGUAUCGACAAGCCAAGAUUUAUAUGGCCAGCAAGAGCAGCACAAGUACCAUGCGUCAACUACAGGGUAUGCUAGAAUGGAUGGACGAUGCCAUCAUUCGUGAUGCAGAAGCAGCAAUGGGCCAGGGAGGCGAUGACAAAAAAGUGCCCAAUCUGCUUGAUUGGAAAUAUAUCAAGCAAAUUGAACGCAAGACGCAGUUUGAGAGAGCCAUGAGAAGGUCAUCACCUUGCAUCUUCCUUGCCAGUGACACUUCUCUCGAAUGGGGUUUCUCACGGCAAGCCCUUGACAUUUUCGCCUCAGACUCUCGAAACCUUGUCAUCCUGACUGAGCAGACACCUGCCAGUGGUGCUGCCUAUUCAAGUCUCGCAAAGCAGCUCAUGGAAUGCUAUCGAGACCGCGCCGGCCAAGCGUCAAAGAGUAGCGUCGCCAAGGUCGUGAGUGCAGAGGGCCACUCUGUGCAUGUUCGAGAUGUCCACACUUCAUCACUCAGCGCAGAUGAGGAUAUGCUGUAUCAGCAAUACUUCGCACGCCAACAACAAAUGCACAGCAACCUACAAGGCGACAAUACUGGGGCUGAUCCCUCUGUGGAGAUUGCGGACGAGCAAGCCGAGGAGUCGUCGGAUGAUGAAGAAGAUGAAGAGGAUACCGAACAUCAAGGUCGAGCGCUGAAUGUGUCCGCUCAAAUGACGCAAAGCAACAAGCGAAAGGUUGGCCUGUCCGAUGCAGAGCUGGGCAUAAACGUUCUUAUCCGCAGCAAGAAUGUACAUGACUUCGACGUGCGUAACAAGCGCGGCCGCGAGAAGAUGUUUCCUUUCGUUCCUCAUCGCAGCAAGCAAGACGACUUCGGCGAUAUCAUCAAGCCGGAGGACUAUCUGCGUGCUGAAGAGCGCACUGAUGGUGAUGGCGCGGACACACGAGACGGCACGAAGCCUCAAACGGCUGAGGUCGGACAGAAGCGAAAGUGGGAGGGACCGGCUUUCGUCAAAGAACGCGGCAAGGCACAGAAGAACCAGAAGCAAGAACAGAACAAGAAGCCAAAGGUCGAACGAGAGCCGGAUGACAUCGAUGCCCUGAUAGCUCGCGCGACAGGCGAAGAUCCUGCUGCGCCUGGUGCUGCCCCAGCCGUCACGAAUGGAGAUGCAUCAGAGUCGAGUGACGGCGAGAGCGAUUACGAGCCAGAAGAUGCUGGCGCUGAUGGUCCUCAGAAAGCUGUCUUCGACAUUCGAAUUCUGAAUCUCAAUCUCAAGAUCGCGCACAUCGACUUUUCAGGUCUUCACGAGAAGAGAGAUCUUCAAAUGUUGAUUCCUCUGAUCCGGCCUCGCAAGCUGAUUCUGAUAUCUGGAGAUGCAUCAGAUACGCAAGCACUGGCUAAUGAGUGUCGCCAACUGCUGGCAGGGGAGGGCGAGGAUUCGACAUCGGACGUCUUCACGCCCGUCAUUGGAGAGCUGGUCGAUGCUAGUGUCGAUACCAACGCAUGGACCCUCAAACUCAGCCGUCAGCUCGUCAAGAAGCUCACGUGGCAGAACGUUAAAGGGCUGGGUGUUGUCGCAUUAACCGGUCGACUGGAUGCCGAACCGUUGGAAGAGCCGGAAGAAAGUGAGGAGAGUGCGAAGAAGAAGCUCAAACUGGCAAAGAAAGAAGACGUCGAGAGUGACGGAAAAUUGGCUACAUUGCUAGCCAUGCCUGUACUGGAUCUCGUCAAUACUGCAUCGACCGCAGGUUUCACCCUGCAACGAGCUACACAGCCCGUACACGUUGGAGAUCUGAGAUUGGCAGAUUUGCGAAGGCUGAUGCAGGCGUCGGGUCACACAGCAGAGUUCCGCGGUGAAGGAACUUUAUUGAUUGACAGCACGGUCGUGGUGAGAAAGUCAGCAACUGGCAAGAUCGAAGUCGAAGCAGGUGCCGGAGGCCUUAGCAGACCUCAAUUCCGAACCAAGGAGAUGGAGGGCAGCUUUUACGCGGUGCGAAAUUUGAUCUACAACGGCUUGGCUGUUGUUGCUGAAGACGACACCAAAACCACCAUCCACUCCCUCGCCCCCUCCGCCCCCCUCACGCUCCGCCCAGGCGUCAACUACAUGCACGCCCCCGCCCACACCUUCCUGCACAUCUUCAACAAGGCCGCGCCCGUCUGGGAGGCCAAGUACCGCACCGAAUCGCUGGCUUUCAAGAUUUUUAAGGUCAGCACGCAGUUUACGGUUAGGGAGGUUGUGGAGAGGGUUCUUAGGGGGAAGCCGAAGGAGGGUGGGGGGAAGUGGGCGGUUACAGAGGUUGUGGAAGGGGGUGGGGGUGUGUGGAGGAAGGGCACAACGAUCGAAUACGAUAGCGACAAAGCCAACGGGAGUUUGGGGAGUCUGUACUGGGAUGAGAAGAAGGGGAGUGAGGGCGUGCCGCCGGUUUGGUUGGUUGUGCAUAAGUUGUGA